Pedinophyceae sp. YPF-701 is the source of this 1008-nucleotide messenger RNA. The record is from the annotation of a GenBank genome assembly. NCBI's taxonomy places the organism in Eukaryota, Viridiplantae, Chlorophyta, Pedinophyceae.
AUGCUCAACUGGCAGGGGUCGGGGAUGAGCGUGAUGGAGAUGAGCCACCGCGGGAAGGAGUACGACGCGAUCCACAGCAAGGCGCAGGCCGACCUCCGGGAGCUCAUGGGGAUCCCGGACAAUUACAAGGUGCUCUUCGUCCAGGGCGGGGCCAGCACGCAGUUCGCCGGGGUCGUGCUCAACCUCACCAAGCCCGGGGACGUGGUCGACUACGUCGUGACCGGCUCGUGGGGGAAGAAGGCGCUGCAGGAGGCCGAGAAGCUCGGGUGCAAGGCCAACCUGGCCGCCAAGGGCGACAACAAGUCGCUGCCGCCCAUCAGUGACUGGAAGCUGUCGCCCGACUCCAAGUUCGUGCACAUCUGCUCCAACGAGACCAUCCAGGGUGUCGAGUUCCAGGAGGACCCCGACCUGGGCGACCGGGUGCUCGUGGCGGACAUGUCGUCCAACAUCCUCUCCAAGCCCGUCGACGUGAGCAAGUACGGCGUCAUCUACUGCGGCGCGCAGAAGAACAUCGGGCCCUCUGGCGUCACCAUCGUCAUCGUCCGGGAGGACCUGAUCGGAAACGCGCGGCCGGACACGCCGACGAUGCUCGACUGGAAGACCAUGGCGGACAACGACUCGCUGUACAACACCCCCCCCUGCUACUCGAUCUACAUCUGCGGCCUGGUGUUCGCCAAGCUGCUGCGCGAGGGCGGCCUCGCCGCGUCCCUGGAGCGCAACAAGGCGAAGGCGGGCCUGCUGUACGACGCGAUCGACGCGUCGGGCGGGUUCUACAACUGCCCCGUGGACCCCGCGGUGCGCUCCAACAUGAACGUGCCCUUCACCAUCCCCGGGAACCCGGAGCUGGAGCCGGCCUUCAUCAAGGGCGCCGCGGAGCGCGGGAUGGUCCAGCUCAAGGGGCACCGCUCCGUGGGCGGCAUGCGCGCCUCCAUCUACAACGCCAUGCCGCACGACGGGUGCGGGGACCUCGCGGCGUACAUGAAGGAGUUCCAGCAGCAGAACGCGUAG